Messenger RNA from Echinops telfairi (small Madagascar hedgehog), 11958 nucleotides. It is a transcript of the gene APC, whose product is annotated as APC regulator of WNT signaling pathway. Gene Ontology annotation, biological process: Wnt signaling pathway; negative regulation of canonical Wnt signaling pathway; positive regulation of protein catabolic process. Gene Ontology annotation, molecular function: beta-catenin binding; gamma-catenin binding; microtubule binding. Bases 43 to 8442 code for a protein of 2799 amino acids. The record is from RefSeq and is a predicted model, not a curated record. The transcript is spliced from 15 exons. NCBI's taxonomy places the organism in Eukaryota, Metazoa, Chordata, Mammalia, Afrosoricida, Tenrecidae. Gene Ontology annotation, cellular component: cytoplasmic microtubule; beta-catenin destruction complex; catenin complex.
GAAGUACUUAAACAGCUACAGGGAAGUAUUGAAGAUGAAACUAUGACUUCCUCUGGACAGAUUGACUUAAUAGAGCGCCUUAAAGAGCUUAAUUUAGAUAGCAGCAAUUUCCCUGGAGUGAAACUACGUUCAAAAAUGUCUCUCCGUUCUUAUGGAAGCCGGGAAGGAUCUAUAUCCAGUCGUUCGGGAGAAUGCAGUCCUGUUCCUACGGGCUCUUUUCCAAGAAGAGGGUUUGUAAAUGGAAGCAGAGAAAAUACCGGAUAUUUAGAAGAACUUGAGAAAGAAAGAUCAUUACUUCUUGCUGAUCUUGACAAAGAAGAAAAAGAAAAAGACUGGUAUUAUGCUCAACUUCAGAAUCUAACUAAAAGAAUAGACAGUCUUCCUUUAACUGAAAAUUUUUCUUUACAAACAGAUAUGACAAGAAGACAAUUGGAAUAUGAAGCAAGGCAAAUCAGAGUUGCAAUGGAAGAUCAACUAGGUACUUGCCAGGAUAUGGAAAAACGAGCACAGCGAAGAGUAGCCAGAAUUCAACAAAUAGAGAAGGAUAUACUUCGUAUACGACAGCUUUUGCAAUCCCAAGCAACAGAAGCAGAGAGGUCAUCUCAAAACAAACAUGACGCAGGCUCUCAUGAAGCUGAGCGGCAGAAUGAAGGUCAAGGAGUGGCAGAAAUCAGCAUGGCAACAUCUGGUAGUGGUCAGGGUUCAGCUACCCGGACGGACCAUGAAACAGCCAGUGUGCUGAGUGCUAGCAGCACACACUCUGCUCCCCGAAGGCUGACAAGUCACCUGGGAACCAAGGUGGAAAUGGUGUAUUCAUUGUUGUCAAUGCUUGGUACUCAUGAUAAGGAUGAUAUGUCACGAACUUUGCUAGCUAUGUCUAGCUCCCAAGACAGCUGUAUAUCCAUGCGACAGUCUGGAUGUCUUCCUCUGCUCAUCCAGCUUUUACAUGGCAAUGACAAAGACUCUGUAUUGUUGGGAAAUUCCCGGGGCAGUAAAGAGGCUCGGGCCAGGGCCAGUGCAGCACUCCACAACAUCAUUCACUCACAGCCUGAUGACAAGAGAGGCAGGCGUGAAAUCCGAGUCCUUCAUCUUUUGGAACAGAUACGAGCUUACUGUGAAACCUGUUGGGAGUGGCAAGAAGCCCAUGAACAAGGCAUGGACCAGGACAAAAAUCCAAUGCCAGCUCCUGUUGAGCAUCAGAUCUGUCCUGCUGUGUGUGUCCUAAUGAAGCUUUCAUUUGAUGAGGAGCACAGGCACGCAAUGAAUGAGCUUGGUAGGAAGGCUACCCGGGGCAUUUCAUCACAGGAGCUAGGGCAGGGGCUUUCAGGGGGACUGCAGGCCAUUGCAGAAUUACUGCAGGUGGACUGUGAAAUGUAUGGCCUUACUAAUGACCACUACAGUAUUACAUUAAGACGAUAUGCCGGAAUGGCUUUAACAAACCUAACUUUUGGAGACGUAGCUAACAAGGCUACUUUGUGCUCCAUGAAGGGCUGCAUGAGAGCACUUGUGGCUCAGCUGAAAUCUGAAAGUGAAGAUUUGCAGCAGGUUAUUGCAAGUGUUUUGAGAAAUUUGUCUUGGCGAGCAGAUGUAAACAGUAAAAAGACAUUGCGUGAAGUUGGAAGUGUAAAAGCAUUGAUGGAAUGUGCUUUGGAAGUUAAAAAGGAAUCGACCCUCAAAAGCGUAUUGAGUGCCUUAUGGAACUUGUCGGCACAUUGCACUGAGAAUAAAGCUGAUAUAUGUGCUGUUGCUGGUGCACUCGCAUUUUUGGUUGGCACUCUCACUUACCGGAGCCAAACAAACACGUUAGCCAUUAUUGAAAGUGGAGGUGGAAUACUGCGCAACGUGUCCAGCUUGAUAGCCACAAAUGAGGACCACAGGCAAAUCCUAAGAGAAAACAACUGCCUACAAACGUUAUUACAACACUUGAAAUCUCACAGUUUGACAAUAGUCAGUAAUGCAUGUGGAACGUUGUGGAAUCUCUCCGCAAGAAAUCCUAAAGACCAGGAAGCAUUAUGGGACAUGGGAGCAGUUAGCAUGCUCAAGAACCUCAUUCAUUCAAAGCACAAAAUGAUUGCUAUGGGGAGUGCUGCAGCGUUAAGGAAUCUCAUGGCAAAUAGACCUGCAAAGUAUAAGGAUGCCAAUAUUAUGUCUCCUGGUUCAAGCUUGCCAUCUCUUCAUGUAAGGAAACAAAAAGCCCUCGAAGCAGAAUUAGAUGCUCAGCAUUUAUCAGAAACUUUUGAUAACAUUGACAAUUUAAGUCCUAAGGCAUCUCAUCGUAGUAAGCAGAGACACAAGCAAAAUCUCUAUGGUGAUUAUGUUUUUGACACCAAUCGGCAUGAUGAUAAUAAGUCAGACAAUUUUAAUGCUGGGAAUAUGACUGUCCUUUCACCAUAUUUAAAUGCUACAGUGUUGCCUAGCUCCUCUUCAUCAAGAGGAAGCUUAGAUAGUUCUCGUUCUGAAAAAGAUAGAAGCUUGGAGAGAGAGCGAGGUCUUGGCCUUGGCAGCUAUCAUCCAACAACCGAAAACCCAGGAACCUCUUCAAAGCGUGGUUUACAGGUUUCCACUACUGCAGCUCAGAUUGCUAAAGUCAUGGAGGAAGUGUCGGCCAUUCAUACCCCCCAGGAAGACAGAAGUUCUGGCUCUACCACCGAGUUACAUUGUGUAACAGAUGAAAGGAACCCACAGAGAAGAAGCUCUACUGCCCAUGCACAUUCAAACAGUUGCAACUUUAAUAAGUCAGAAAAUUCACAUCGGACAUGUCCUAUACCUUAUGGCAAAUUGGAAUACAAGAGAUCUUCAAAUGAUAGUUUAAAUAGUGUCAGUAGUAGUGAUGGCUAUGGUAAAAGAGGCCAAAUGAAACCUUCCAUUGAAUCCUAUUCUGAAGAUGAUGAAAGCAAAUUUUGCAGUUAUGGUCAAUAUCCAGCUGACCUAGCCCAUAAAAUACAUAGUGCAAAUCAUAUGGACGAUAAUGAUGAAGAACUAGAUACACCAAUAAAUUAUAGUCUUAAAUAUUCAGAUGAGCAGUUGAACUCUGGAAGGCAAAGCCCUUCACAGAAUGAAAGAUGGGCAAGAACCAAACACGUAAUAGAAGAUGAAAUAAAACAAAGUGAGCAAAGACAAUCCAGGAGUCAAAGCACAACGUUUCCUGUGUAUAAUGAGAGCUCUGAUGAGAAACACCUCAAGUUUCAGCCGCAUUUCGGACAGCAAGAAUGCGUUUCCCCAUUUAGGUCAAGGGGAGCCACUGCUUCAGAAACUAAUCGAGUGGGUUCUAAUCACGGAACUAAUCAAAACGUAAACCAACCUUUGUGUCAAGAAGAUGAUUAUGAAGAUGAUAAGCCAACUAACUACAGUAAACGUUACUCUGAGGAAGAGCAGCAUGAAGAAGAAGAGAGACCCACAAACUAUAGCAUAAAAUACAAUGAAGAAAAACAUCAUGUGGAUCAGCCUAUUGACUAUAGUUUAAAGUAUGCCACAGAUCUCCCAUCUUCCCAGAAACCAUCAUUUUCUUUCUCCAAGAGUUCCUCUGGACAAAGCACUAAAACUGAACAGCACAUCCCUUCAAACAGCGAAACCGCUUCUACACCUUCAACUAAUGCCAAGAGACAGAAUCAGCUUCAUCCAAGUUCAGCACAAAGUAGAAGUGGUCAGACCCAAAAAGCUGCCUCCUGCAAAGUUUCCUCCAUCAACCAAGAAACAAUACAGACUUACUGUGUGGAAGAUACCCCCAUAUGUUUUUCAAGGUGUAGUUCAUUAUCAUCUUUGUCUUCAGCUGAGGAUGAAAUAGGAUGUGACGGGACAACACAGGAAACAGACUCUGUUAACACUCUGCAAAUAGCAGAACGAAAAGAAAAUAGUGCAACUAGAUCAACUGAGGAUGCUGUGAGUGAAGUUCCAACAGUGUCUCAGCACAUAAGAACCAAAUCCAGCAGACUCCAGGCUUCUGGUUUGUCUUCAUCGGAAUCAACGAGGCACAAGGCUGUCGAAUUUUCUUCAGGAGCCAAAUCUCCAUCCAAGAGUGGUGCUCAGACACCUAAAAGUCCACCAGAGCACUAUGUUCAGGAGACUCCACUCAUGUUUAGCAGAUGUACUUCUGUCAGUUCACUCGACAGUUUUGAGAGUCGUUCAAUUGCUAGCUCUGUUCAGAGUGAACCCUGCAGUGGAAUGAUCAGUGGUAUUAUAAGCCCCAGUGACCUUCCAGAUAGCCCUGGGCAAACCAUGCCACCAAGCAGAAGUAAAACCCCUCCUCCACCACCUCCUCCUCCUCAGACAGUGCAGAGUAAGCGAGAGGCACCGAAAAAUAAAACGCCUAAUGCUGAAAAGAAAGAGAGUGGACCUAAGCAAGCCGCCGUAAACGCUGCAGUUCAGAGGGUCCAGGUUCUCCCGGAUGCUGACACGUUAUUACAUUUUGCCACAGAAAGUACUCCAGAUGGAUUCUCUUGUUCAUCAAGUCUGAGUGCUCUGAGCCUCGAUGAGCCAUUUAUCCAGAAAGAUGUGGAAUUAAGAAUAAUGCCUCCAGUUCAGGAAAAUGACAAUGGGAAUGAAACAGAACCUGAGCAGCCUGAAGAAUCAAAUGAAAACCAAGAAAAAGAGGCAGAAAAACCUACUGACUCUGAAAAGGAUCUAUUAGAUGAUUCAGAUGAUGAUGAUAUUGAAAUAUUAGAAGAAUGUAUUAUUUCUGCCAUGCCAACAAAAUCAUCACACAAAGCUAAAAAAUCAGAGCAGACUGCUUCAAAAGUACCACCGCCCGUAGCAAGAAAACCAAGUCAGCUGCCUGUGUACAAACUUCUACCAACUCAAAGCAGGUUACAAGCCCCAAAGCAAGCAAUGCCGAGGGCGUUCUGCAUAGAAGGGACUCCCAUAAACUUUUCCACUGCUACAUCUCUAACCGAUCUAACAGUAGAUUCUCCUCCAAAUGAAUUGGCUGCUGGGGAAGGGGUUAGAGUAGGGACACAGAUGGGAGAGUUUGAAAAACGAGACACCAUUCCUACAGAAGGCAGAAGUACAGAUGAGGCUCAAAGAGGAAAAACUCCAUCUCUAAUACCUGAAUUGGAUGACAGUAAGACAGAAGAAGUUGAUAUUCUUGCAGAAUGCAUUAAUUCUGCUAUGCCCAAAGGAAAAAGUCAUAAGCCUUUCCGUGUGAAAAAGAUAAUGGACCAGGUCCAACAAGCAUCUGCAUCUUCAUCUGGAACCAACAAAAAUCAAUUAGAUGGCAAGAAAAAGAAACCUACGUCACCAGUAAAACCUAUCCCACAAAAUACUGAAUACAGGACACAUGUAAGAAAAAGUACAGAUACGAAAAGUAAUACAAAUAGUGAAAGAACUUUCUCAGACAACAAAGAUUCAAAGAAACAGAACUUGAAAAAUAAUUCCAAGGAGUUCAAUGAUAAGCUGCCAAAUAAUGAAGAUCGGGUCAGAGGAAGUUUUACUUUUGAUUCACCUCAUCAUUACACACCUAUUGAAGGAACCCCGUACUGCUUUUCACGAAAUGAUUCUUUAAGUUCUCUAGAUUUUGAUGAUGAUGACGUUGACCUUUCUAGGGAAAAGGCUGAGUUAAGAAAGGGGAAAGAAAAUAAGGAAUCAGAAGCAAAAGUUACUAGCCAAACAGAACUAGCGUCAAACCAGCAAUCAGCUAAUAAGACACUGGCUGUUUCGAAACAGCCAAUAAAUCGAGGUCAGUCUAAGCCCAUACUGCACAAGCAAUCCACUUUUCCCCAGUCAUCCAAAGAUAUACCAGACAGGGGGGCAGCCACCGAUGAGAAAUUACAGAAUUUUGCAAUUGAAAAUACUCCAGUUUGCUUUUCUCGUAAUUCUUCUCUCAGUUCUCUCAGUGACAUUGACCAAGAAAACAACAACAGCAAAGAAAGUGCACCUAUCAAAGAGACUGAGCCCCAUGACUCACAGGGAGAACCUAGUAAACCUCAGGCAUCAGGCUAUGCCCCUAAAUCAUUUCAUGUUGAAGACACCCCUGUGUGUUUCUCAAGAAACAGUUCUCUCAGUUCUCUUAGUAUUGAUUCUGAAGAUGACCUUCUACAGGAAUGUAUAAGUUCGGCGAUGCCAAAAAAGAAAAAGCCUUCAAGACUCAAAGGAGAUAAUGAAAAGCAUAGCGCCAGAAACAUGGGAGGUAUAUUAGCAGAAGAUUUGACACUUGAUUUGAAAGAUGUUCAGAGACCAGAUUCAGAACACGGUUUAUCUCCUGACUCAGAAAAUUUCGAUUGGAAAGCUAUUCAGGAAGGUGCCAAUUCCAUUGUGAGUAGUUUACAUCAAGCUGCCGCUGCUGCUUGUUUAUCUCGGCAAGCUUCAUCUGAUUCAGAUUCUAUCCUUUCACUGAAAUCAGGAAUAUCUCUGGGGUCACCAUUUCAUCUUACACCUGAUCAAGAGGACAAACCCUUUGCAAGUAAUAAAGGCCCACGGAUUCUAAAGCCUGGGGAGAAAAGCACAUUGGAAACUAAAAAAAUAGAAUCUGAAAAUAAAGGAAUCAAAGGAGGGAAAAAAGUUUAUAAAAGUUUAAUUACUGGGAAAAUUCGAUCUAAUUCAGAAGUUUUAAGCCAAAUAAAACAACCCCUUCAAACAAACAUGCCUUCAAUUUCUCGAGGUAGAACAAUGAUUCAUAUUCCAGGAGUUCGAAAUAGUUCUUCAAGUACAAGUCCUGUUUCUAAAAAAGGCCCACCCCUUAAGACUCCGGCCUCCAAAAGUCCCAAUGAAAGUCAGUCAGUCACCACCUCUCCUAGAGGAGCCAAGCCACCAGUAAAGUCAGAAUUAAGCCCUGUUACCAGGCAGACAUCCCAUGCAGGUGGGUCAAAUAAAGGACCUUCUAGAUCAGGAUCUAGAGAUUCCACUCCGUCAAGACCCACCCAGCAACCAUUAAGUAGACCUAUGCAGUCUCCGGGUCGCAAUUCAAUUUCUCCUGGGAGAAAUGGAAUAAGUCCUCCUAAUAAAUUAUCUCAGCUCCCGAGGACAUCAUCCCCUAGUACAGCUUCCACUAAGUCUUCAGGUUCUGGGAAAAUGUCUUAUACCUCCCCAGGUAGACAAAUGAGCCAACAGAACCUUACAAAACAAACAGGUUUUUCCAAGAGUGGCAGUAGUAUUCCAAGAAGUGAGUCUGCCUCUAAAAGCCUAAAUCAGAUGGGUAACAACAAUGGUGCCAAUAAAAAGGUAGAACUUUCGAGAAUGUCUUCAACUAAGUCUAGUGGGAGUGAAUCUGAUAGAUCAGAGAGACCUGUAUUAGUACGCCAGUCAACUUUCAUCAAAGAAGCUCCAAGCCCAACACUACGGAGAAAACUGGAGGAGUCUGCUUCGUUUGAAUCUCUUUCUCCGUCUUCUAGACCAAAUUCUCCCACUAGAUCUCAGUCACAGACUCCAGUUUUAAGUCCUUCCCUUCCUGAUAUGUCUCUGUCCACACAUUCAUCUGUUCAACCUGGGGGAUGGCGAAAACUCCCACCUAAUCUCAGUCCUACUGUAGAGUACAAUGAUGGGAGGCCAGCAAAGCGCCACGACAUUGCACGCUCCCAUUCUGAAAGCCCUUCCAGACUCCCAAUCAAUAGGUCAGGCACCUGGAAGCGGGAGCACAGCAAACAUUCCUCAUCCCUCCCUCGAGUAAGCACUUGGAGAAGAACUGGAAGUUCAUCCUCAAUUCUUUCUGCUUCAUCAGAAUCCAGUGAAAAAGCAAAAAGUGAGGAUGAAAAACAUGUGAACUCUAUUUCAACAAGCAAAGAAACUAAGGAAAAUCAAGUACCCACAAAAGGAACAUGGAGGAAAAUAAAAGAAGGUGAAAUUUCUCCCACAAAUAGUACAUGUCAAACCACUUCCUCGGGUGCUACAAAUGGUGCUGAAUCUAGGACUCUAAUUUAUCAAAUGGCACCUGCUGUUUCUAAAACAGAAGAUGUUUGGGUGAGAAUUGAGGACUGUCCCAUUAACAAUCCUAGAUCGGGAAGAUCUCCCACAGGAAAUACUCCUCCAGUGAUCGACGGUGUUUCAGAAAAAAAUCCAAAUGUUAAAGAUUCAAAAGAUAAUCAGGGAAAACAAAGUGUGGGUAAUGGCAGUGCCCCUGUAUGCACCGCAGGUUUGGAAAACCACGUGAACUCCUUCAGUCAGGUAGACAGCCCAGACCCAAAAGGAACAGAGGCAAAACCAGGACAAAAUAAUGCUGUCCCGGCACCAGAAAAUAAUGAAAGCUCUCUAGCUGAGCGUACCCCAUUCACUUCCAGCAGCUCAAGCAAGCACAGUUCACCCAGUGGGACCGUCGCUGCCAGAGUGACGCCUUUUAACUACAACCCAAGCCCUAGGAAAAGCAGUGCAGACAGCACGUCAACCCGGCCUUCUCAGAUCCCAACACCGGUGACCACCACCACAAAGAAACGUGAUUCAAAAACGGACAGCACAGAGUCCAGUGGAACUCAAAGUCCUAAGCGCCAUUCUGGGUCUUACCUUGUAACAUCUGUUUAAAAGAGCUGGAAUGAUGAAACUAAGAAAAUUAUAUGUUAAUUAUGACUGCUAUGUAGAAAUUUUGUUUCAAAUGAAACUUUAAAAGACUGGAAAAUUUUGUAAAUAAGUUUGAAUCUUGUUAGAGGGUUUUGUUCUUGAAGCCAUAUUUGAUAGUAUACUUUGUCUUCACUGGUCUUACUUUGGGAGGCACACUUGAUAGGAAGAGAAUGGUAAAGCCAAGUAUAUUUGUACAGUAUGUUUUCCAUGUAUUUAAGUAGCAUCCCAUACCACCAUCCUUUAAUUACUGCCUGUCUUUAAAUAACACUACAGAUAGAAGAUAUGAUAUGUUGCUGUUAUCAAUCAUUCUAGAUUAUAAACUAACUUCAUCAGGGAGAAAUUAGUAUUUAUGCAAAAAAAAAACAACCACCUGUUUUAGUCCUUGUGAGUUCAUCUAAUGUCAUAAUUAAUCAUGUGGCUGUGAAAUUCACAGUAAUAUGGUUCAAACCAUGAACAAGUUUACCAAGCCUGCUUUGCUUUACUGCAUGAAUGAAACUGAUGGUUCAAUUUUCAGAAGUAGUGAUUAACAGUUAUGUGGUCACAUGAUGUGCAUAUAUAGCUACAGUGUAACAACACAAUUUUGUGCUAAAAAAGAAUCCGUGUAACUGUAAAACAUUGAAUGAAACUAUUUUACCUGGACUAGAUUUUAUCUGAAAGUAGGUAGAAUUUUUGCUAUGCUGUAACUUGUUGUAUAUUCUGGUAUUUGAGGUAAGAUGGCUGCUCUUUUACUAAUGAGACACGAGUCGUGCGGGUCUCAGCAGAACUAAAUGAACAUUUCAGAAUAAAUUAUUGCUGUAUGUAAACUCUUAUUGAAAUUGGUAUUUGUUUUGAAGGGUCUUAUUUCACAUUUGUAUUGAUAAUUGUCAAAAGGACCUCUUUUAAAAACUUCUGCAAAUUUUUUUCUUCAAAUUCUAUGCAUUAAGAGUUAAAUUCCUCUUACUGUAAUAAAAGCAAUUGAAGGAGACUGUUCAUUAUGCAUUGGCACUUAAACAUUCCUGAAAUUUUUCUGCAAUGAUUACUUCCUGAUGUUUAAUAUUUUUCCAUUUUCAUUUUCUUUUACCCUUACUGGAGCUCAUUAGAAACAAAAUCAUACUAACAUUAGUGGCAGUGUAUACUGCAUACAUAGCACAGGCUUAGCAUCUAACAUGAGAGAGCCAUAUAGUUGCCUUUUUCUUCAUAGAAUUCUAAGCUUGGGAAGUAGAUUAUUAUUCGGUACAAGUAAUCUUGUCCAAGCUAUAGUCUUUCCCCCUCAUCAUCAUCUUGCUGGUGGGUCUAGAAUAAACAAUUUUGAUAUGUUAUUCCAGCAGUCAAGUGUAAUUGGCACUUAGUCAUGCUUGGAAAUGCAAAUCAUAUGAAUUUCAGAGGUAGGGAUUUAAUGCCAUCAAGAUAUUCACGCAAACAUUUUAAAAUCCCUGCCUGUUAAGGAAACUUGUUUUUGAUGGAUAGGCCAGAGUUGUAGGGGGUGUGUUCAUAACCCCUUCCUUCAUAAAGGAAAGGAAAUUGAUAAACUAAUGCACAAAAUAAUGUACUUAAUGUCUUCCCUGAAUUUGUUCUUAAGGAUCAGUACAUGAAAGAAAUCAUUUUUAAUAAAAUCCCUGCACUUGGGAAGGGAAAGAAGUCAGGCAUGACAGGCAUGAGACAGAUGAGGGGAGCAAACACCUACCUAGGUCCAUGAGUCACAAGUGACUGAUCGAUACCUAGCUUCAUAUCUGCAUAACUAUACGAUGAAUAUUUUAAGCUAAUAUGCCAGUAAAGUGCUGUGAUUUGAUAAGCUAUUUGACUCCAGAGUGCCCCAGAACACUCCACUGCAACACUUUGUAAACACCCCAAUUUACUCCUCUAGAAUUUGUCUACCUUUAAAUUUUUGUCUAACUGAAAAAUAGUUUGUGAAUAGUACUAAUUUAUUCUAUUUAUACUGUUCUCAGAGGCUGCCUUAUAUAAUAUACAUGCAUAUGGUUUGUAUUUGUUUCUUUAAUCCUGAUUUUCUAGUUUUCUGAACUUCAGCAUGCCAGUUUUUCUAAAUAUUUCAAUAUAUUUAAGAGUAUAAAUCAACGAAUAAAAUUGCCUUUCGUUCAAGUAAGAGAAAAAAGCAGUGCAGAAGUGAAAGAAAGGAGCUUUUCAUGUGUCGGGAAAACUCAGGAAUCCACGUAGCACCACGGAGUCCAAGAAAGGCCAAUACAUUUUCCAUUGUCCAUUGAGAGAACGUUGGUUCUGAAUGAGACCCUAGUUGGAGAUGACUCUGAAUAAGUCAAGAGACAAAUCUCAUUUUCUUUUGAAAUUAAACAGGGUACAGCCAAAUAUUGCUAGUUUAUGUCUGUUAGGAAUGACAUUACGAAGCCUGAUGGUGGGGAUUGGUUGUGAUGUGGAGAAGAGUGCCCUGGCUCACUUUAGACGAAAAAAGAAAGCUGAGUGUAUUUGAAUCAUCAAAUGUGCUUGCUAAAAUAUGACCUGGCCCCACUCCCGUAAUUUCUGGUUCAUCGAGUUUGGGCUGAAGCCCAAGACCUGAGAACAGGUGACGCUCGUGCUGCCGGGCUGGGAGCAGUUUGAGAAUAUGCCCGCACAUCACAACGAAGCUCUCGUUGCUUUCCGCUCUACCUAUUCCUUCGACAAACAAACUAAUCUGACAGCAUACUGUAUGUAUACCAAGAAAUUAAACAUUUCUCUCCAUUUGGUGGUACCAAUUUGAUUGUUAAUCUGAUAUAGCAGAUAUCAAAGUCCAGGUGGGACAAACUUGUUGAACAUGAUUCUACAGACAGUGACUGUCUGAGGCAUCAGCUAACGUUUUUGAAGCAGUUGUAAGGUAGUAACAGAUAAUUUGAAUUUGUAGUAAAAUCAGAGGGACUACGGAAGCUUUGAGGUGAUGAAAGAUUGAUAUAAAAAUAUGCUCAGUUUACCAUGGGAGGGACUAACAACCAGUUAACUGGCAAAUCAUUGAUUUACAAGUUAGCUAGAAUAGUCAGAAAUGAUAAAAUAAAAGGUAAGCUUCAUGAGAAUCAAAUAGCACUAUAACUACAGUAAAGAAGCUCAUUGUGUAAAAAUAAGGAUCACAUUACUGCAGGGUUAAGUAAAGGGUUGAGUAUGUUGCUGAGCACGGAAGCCACUCAGAAUAUAUUUGAACUCCAGUUAGCAGGUUUUGGGGGAUGUAAGGUAGCACCAGAUAACAAAAAUUGCCAGAGCUGAAGAAAGAGUUCAGUAGAUCAUUAAGACUUGCCAAACUUUUUUAAGUCAUGGUGGCCUAAGUAGGCUAUAAUUUACAUUUCAAAUGAGCAUUCCCCUCAUAAUACUGACUUUUUAAGAUAUUUUGUAAUGUUAAAACCUAUGGACUGUGGCUCCUGCAAACCCCAGUUCAUUUUCCUGUCAUUGUAACUCUUUCUGUAUAAAACUAUAUUCUGGGUUUUGUUAGGCCAUUAAUGCUUCUUUCAACCUGUAUGUUCUCUGUGUACAAUAUUCUUGGUGCUAAAUACACUUACUUUCCUCUGA